AUGGAUAAUUCAAAUCAACCAAGUUCAGAACCAGGACCCAGCUAUCCCAGCUAUCCACCGACCCUAGAAUCGACACCACCCUCUGAUCAGAAAUCAGACGAUUUGUUGAAUUUACCGUACAAUCCUGCUUUUUUACCAUCAACUCCGCUUCACUUUUCUACAAGUGAAUUGCCGCCAUAUCCAACCAGCAGUUCAAGUGCCUACUAUCCACAAGAUAGAAACAACAAUCCAAAGCAGCAACACCAAUUUAGCAAUGACCAGUUUCAGCAAGGAAAUUAUCCAGCGGCCAUUAAUGCCUACGUCCCUCAAAGUUUAUCAGCUGCAGCAGCUGAUCCACCCCAAGUUAAUGCAGCCAUUUGGAAUCAAAAUUCUUUAGGGAACAAUCUUACUGUAAAGGAGCACAACAAUAACGUGUCAGAGUUUACCGGGCAGGAAUUCAAACAUGCCAAGAAUCUGUGCAUUAUAGUGGUAGUUGUCAUUAUCAUUGUGUGCUUCUUUGUGGCAAUAUCUAAUGCUCCCUCAGCACCCCCAGAAACAUCCACCUCGGCCCACAGCAACCUGGCGUACAAUCCCGACUACACGCCCGCCUCUCCGCCGCCCGCCUACACGGCCGCCUCGCCCACUGCACCGCCCCUCUCCUUUCCUGCUGACCAUUCCCUAAAUAACAACAACAACGCCAAUGGCGACAGUAGCCACCACUACUACUACAACAACUUUCAAGGAGAGCCUAUCAAGCCGUACAGCCCGCCCAGUUUGCCCGCGGCCAGCUUUACCGAAGACCAAGUGGCCCCAGCAGCCCCAACACCAGCUCCACCGUUGCUGACGCACGCCGAUGGCAGUGCAGUGUCGCCGGAACUGGCCGCCCAGGCCCUGGCUGAAGUCGAGGCGGAACGUCGCACUACAAAGUACAAGAUUGUCAAAUUUCUAA
Messenger RNA from Rhagoletis zephyria (snowberry fruit fly), 928 nucleotides. The record is from RefSeq and is a predicted model, not a curated record. NCBI's taxonomy places the organism in Eukaryota, Metazoa, Arthropoda, Insecta, Diptera, Tephritidae.